UUUGCUCUCUCAGUACUCUCUCUGUACUAAAAAAAAAAUAUUUACAAAAGCAAAGAAAAGCAAAGCAAAGCAAAGAAAAGCAAAGCAAAGCAAAACUCUCUCUCUUUCUUUCUUUGUUAUUUGCAUGUAGAUGCUCUUUGAAACUCGUAACUCGGCGACGCGACUCACCACGACUAGGCCGAGUCCGACUCAGGCUGUUCCACCUCAUGGCUAAUAAUCCGUCGGAGGCCACUAACGACGAUUUCCUCGAGCAAAUUCUCGGCCUGCCCAGCUUCGCUUCAGCUGAGGCUGGCUUGACCGGCGCCGAUGGAGGCUUGGGCGGUUCGGGGACCGGUCCGCCUCCGAUGAUGCUUCAGCUAAGCUCCGGUGACCUUGGCGGUGGAGGUGGUGGCUCUGGUGGUUUUCAUGGACAGGUGUUUCCGUUAGGGCUGAGCUUGGAGCAAGGGAAAGGAGGGUUCCUGAAGCCCGAGGAGGCCUCCGGCAGCGGCAAACGCUUUCGAGACGACGUCGUUGAUGGUAGAGCUUCGUCUAUGAAAAAUGUUUUCCAUGGCCAACCAAUGACCAAUACUGUUGCUGCUGCACCACAUCCACCAGCAAUGCGCCCAAGGGUGCGGGCUAGACGAGGACAGGCCACAGAUCCACACAGCAUAGCUGAGCGGUUGCGGAGAGAAAGAAUAGCAGAAAGAAUCAGGGCAUUGCAGGAACUGGUUCCUAGCGUCAACAAGACAGAUAGAGCUGCCAUGCUUGAUGAAAUUGUGGAUUAUGUGAAGUUCCUAAGGCUUCAAGUAAAGGUUUUGAGCAUGAGUAGAUUGGGCGGAGCUGGUGCUGUGGCACCACUUGUAACAGACAUUCCACUAUCAUCAGUUGAGGAAGAAGGUAGUGAAGGUGGAAGAAACCAACCAGCAUGGGAGAAGUGGUCAAAUGAUGGGACCGAACGUCAGGUGGCUAAGCUUAUGGAAGAUAACGUUGGUGCCGCCAUGCAGUUCCUUCAAUCGAAGGCUCUUUGCAUCAUGCCUAUCUCAUUGGCAUCAGCCAUAUACCAGACACAGCCACCGGACACCUCUAGCAUUGUCAAGCCUGAAAACAAUCCACCUUCAUAGACCUUAGGAAAAAGGUUACAUUUUUCCACGGUCCCAUCGGAAACUCAUUAUAUGCUGCUUGACCCCACACCUUAUAUAUCCUUUUCAACCCCCACAAAUUUAGUUGUUCCCUCGGUUCAAAUUGCAAUCAAAGUCGGAUGCCAUAAUUCUUGCUUUUUCCCCUUUCUUUUAGCUUUUGUCAAAACAGGGAUUGAUGUCAAUGCCCUGAAAAAUGCAAGCAGGCCCUUCAUGUCUUGCCAAGUUCCAAGUAAAGGUGAAGAAUUGUCAAAACUCACUUGAUAUGCUCUUCUUUUUUGUAUCAAUGGUGGGGAUAGUGGAAAAUGAUGGAAGCACCUUCGUAGUGGGGCUCUCAUUUUUUUUUUUUUUUGGUAGUGGGUUGUGGGACCUUCUUAAAGGGAUAGGGUAUGUUUCAUUUGUAUAUCUGUAACUUAAUAUAAAGCGCGGAAUUGCGUUUAUAUUUUA
This is a messenger RNA of Quercus lobata, 1562 nucleotides long. Its product is annotated as transcription factor UNE12-like. Gene Ontology annotation, cellular component: nucleus. The record is from RefSeq and is a predicted model, not a curated record. Gene Ontology annotation, molecular function: protein dimerization activity; RNA polymerase II cis-regulatory region sequence-specific DNA binding; DNA-binding transcription factor activity, RNA polymerase II-specific. The transcript is spliced from 6 exons. NCBI's taxonomy places the organism in Eukaryota, Viridiplantae, Streptophyta, Magnoliopsida, Fagales, Fagaceae. The coding region runs from base 207 to 1100 and encodes 297 amino acids. Gene Ontology annotation, biological process: regulation of transcription by RNA polymerase II.